AUGCUCUGGAGGACUGACAACUGGUCUGCCAGCUUUGCUCUGGAGGCCAACGGGUCGCCUGUCGACGAAGCUGGUUCUCUUUGGUCUCCCGACCCCAAUUACAAUAACAUUACCCUCACGACGCGCUUUGACACGACGUGCUCAUUCUUCGAAUUGAGCGUGCCAAUCAAGAUAAAGGGCAUCAGGCUGAAGGAUGACAAGGCUCUGGACAACAGCAUCUCAGCGCUGCUUCUUCGUAUAUGCCCGUCUAUCGUCAAAUCCUUGUCCCUCACCUCCAUCGCAACGGCCCCCGAAGCGAUACGAAAGAAGUUCACAUCUGCUAUUUUGCGACUUGACCUCGGACUUGGUCGAAACCUUGACAUCGUUGUCCCCUCCAACGCCGAGGAGCCAAUCGUCCCAGGUCGCGCUGCAUCAGGAGUGGUCCUUGAUGCUAUCCGGCAAUUCUCCAAUACUACCUCCCUGUCCAUCUACGUCCAAGAUUCUGAGCUGUUUAAUACGAAGCUGCAGUCCAUCAGCAACGCAUUCAGCCAGGGUCUCUACAAGUCAGCUCGCAGUGCGCAACAUGACCUUGUAAGCCUCUAUGGCGGUCGAGGAGCCAAGAUGAUCCAUCUCUCGGCCGAGACUGGACAACUCCCUCCGCCUUAUACCGAGUCCACAUCUCCGCCACCAAGUGCUUCCACCUAUCAACAGAAGCGACCUCGCCAAGAUUCUCACGAUGACCGCGAUAAUGCCAUGUCCCAGAUCUGGGCUGUGCUGGCAAAGAUGAAGGAGCGUGACGCAAGAAUGGAGGCAUUGGAAAAUGAGAAUCGACGUCUGAAGCAAGGCAUGGAAGAGCUUCAAGAGCGCCUUGCACUUCUAGAAACGCAGAAAGACGAUGAGAGACGUGUGGAGAGCCAGACUGCUGAGAACGCCGCCGAGUUAGUAAACAUCGAUCUCGAAUUGAUGGAGAUCCGGCAGGAUGUCGACGAGUUGAAGAUGAAGGCUGAUGCUGUUGAAAGAGGCGAGUUAGUGGACACGGUUAAGAACGAUGUCCUCGAAUACAUGAGGAUACGUCUCUGGGGCGACGGCUGA
Messenger RNA from Fusarium redolens, 1071 nucleotides. RefSeq lists its product as uncharacterized. The record is from RefSeq and is a predicted model, not a curated record. Lineage: Eukaryota; Fungi; Ascomycota; Sordariomycetes; Hypocreales; Nectriaceae. The transcript is spliced from 2 exons. The coding region runs from base 1 to 1071 and encodes 356 amino acids.